AUUGUUAUCGCUGACAAACUUCGCCAUAAAGGUUAAAGCUGAUGUUUGGUUUAAUAAAAAUCAGUUUCACAUUGUCCAGUGCAAUUUUAUAAUGCGAUGUUGCAAAGCCUAUAAAUGUAAAUGAUAAUUAAUUUUUUUUACAUUGCCAUAUACAAUAUUUUUGAGUGUGGUCGUUAUCCACACGUCAGAAAGAAUGGAUUUUAUAGUUUUUUAAGUUGGGGAAUUCAAAACUAGUCGUCGUUUUUUGGGGAUUGUCACUAACAAAAAUUUUACCUCUUUAAGCGCAGUGGCGUUCCCGAAGGUUUCCUUGCUAAUGUGGUUACAAAGAAAAAUGAAAGAAGACUUUUUAAAUGUUGAUAUUUUUUUGACUGGCCGAGUUACUCACAAUGAGCGUUAGGUAUCCCACGCUAAGAACGGUGUAUAAACCGAGCAGUGCGCGUAAAUCACGCACGACACUGCGUUUGCCAAAAUAACAUCGAUUAAACUGGCGGCGACGGCGACGAUGACGACGAUGACGAGGAAGGUUGGCGUUCGCAGCCAAGCUGUGGGUAUAACAGCUGAUUCCGUUCCGUUCAGCAGUCUCCGGUCUCGUUUCGAGUGAGUAUCGUGCCUUGUCAGACCACGUUGUGCUAUUGUUUGGAAUCACGAGAGAAUGGACAACACUGCCAAGUACCCGGACAGGCCGAAUCCCUUACGAGGUGCCAACCCAAUCUCGGAAUUGAUGUUUUUUUACAUGUUUCCCAUCUUCAAGAAAUCAUACAAGAAGCAAUUGACGGAAGAUGACCUUUUUUCACCUCUGCGAUCUCACAAUUCUUGCAUACUGGGCCAAAAACUCGAGACCAUAUGGAAGGAGGAGCACCGGAAGCGAAAAAAAUCCGCGUUGCACUUCGCCCUACUUAAAAUGUUCGGCUUACAUUUUUUUAUAUUAGGACUCAUUCAAUUAGUUAAUGAAGUAUUGUACGUUACUGUGAUACCUCUUGCCAUAGGAAAGUUAGUGCGUUAUUUCGAAGUCAACCAAACUGUGAUCUCGGAAAACGAGGCUUAUUAUUACUGCGGAAUCAUCGUGGUAUGUCUGAUAAUUGACGCAUAUUUGGUCCAUCCAAGGCUCAUGAGCCAGCAGCAUCUCUCAAUGAAGAUGAGGGUCGCUUGCAGUUCACUCAUUUACAGAAAAGCAUUAAGACUAAGCAAAACAGCUCUGGGUAAAACUACUGUAGGCCAGAUGGUUAACUUGCUGUCAAACGAUCUGAGCCGGUUCGAUCAGAGUUUCGUCCUGGCCCACUUCGCUUGGGUCGGGCCUAUUCAGGUGGCCGUGGGCACAUGGUUAUUAUAUCGGGAAAUCGGAAUGGCUGCUCUAUUUGGAGUAAUUUUUCUAUUGUCGUUUGUACCGCUUCAAGGAUUCUUGGCUAAAAGAACUUCAGUCCUUCGACUCAGAACGGCCUUGAGAACAGACGAACGCGUCCGUCUUAUGAACGAAGUGAUAUCCGGCAUACAAGUAAUUAAAAUGUAUUGCUGGGAGCAACCUUUCUCCAAACUGGUAGCCUUCGCCCGCAAAAAGGAAAUGAAUGCCAUCAGAGGUCAUGCCUACAUUGUCGGCCUCAUCUACUCAUUCGAGGUAUUCGUAUCGCGCACAUCCAUCUUCCUCAGCAUAUUAGGUUACGUACUUUUGGGCAAUUACGUCACUGCCGAGAAGGUGUUCUCCAUCACCGCCAUUUACAACGCUCUUCGGCCCGUGAUAACAAUCCUCUUUUCUAUUAGCAUAUCGAGCUUGGCCGAAGUCAACAUUUCAGUGUUGAGGGUGCAAAAAUUUCUCAGCUACGACGAAAUAGGUGAUAAAGAGGUUGCUUUGGAACUCAGCCGGAGCAAAAGUCUUACCAAUGGGAGCCUUGAUCAUUACGGCUCGUUGAACGGGACAGCCAAAGGCAUAAAAGCUUCCAAACUAGCGCUUUGCAAUGUCUAUGCCAAGUGGUCGGAUGAUGUGCCGGAAGAUACUUUAAAGAACGUCAGUCUCUGUGUGAAUUCCAACCAGCUACUGGCGGUGAUAGGUCCAGUUGGUAGUGGAAAAAGUAGCCUCAUAAAUGCGAUUCUGAACGAGCUUCCGGUGAAAUAUGGCCAAGUGGAAAUCAAUGGCGUCGUAUCGUAUGCUUCACAGGAACCCUGGUUGUUCUCGGGCAGUGUGAAGCACAAUAUCCUCUUCGGAGAAGAUUAUGACGAAGAACGGUACAACAAAGUUGUUCAUGUGUGCGCUUUACUAUCGGACUUUGAAAUGCUUCCGUAUGGUGACAAAACGUUGGUCGGAGAGAAGGGAAAGUCGCUAAGUGGAGGCCAAAAAGCUCGCAUAAACCUUGCCAGAUGUAUCUACAAAAAGGCCGACAUCUAUUUGCUAGACGAUCCUCUAUCGGCAGUGGACGCCAACGUCGGGAAGCACCUCUUCGAAAAAUGCAUUCAGGAUUUCCUAAAGGAUAAAAUCCGUAUCUUAGUCACCCAUCAGCUACAGUACCUUCAAAAUGCCGAUAAGAUCAUUAUUAUGAAUAAUGGUCAAAUUCAAAUUGAAGGAAAAUAUGAACAGCUGCAAAGUAGCGGAGUAAAUUUCGGCAAAUUGCUAAAGGAAUUUAGUGCAGAAGAAGUCGAAGAAAAUAAGAAAAAGAAGAUCAGGUCUAGGCAAAAUUCGGCUAUAGAAGAACAGAGCCAAGCCCUAGUUGACGCCGAUGGCGACGCGCCGGAAAUGGAGAAAGAGGUUCAGGGUACUGGAGGCAUAAGCAAAUCUCUGUAUUGGCAGUACUUCAGGGCUGGUGGAAAUAUAUGCUCCAUCGUUUUCAUGGCCUUUCUAUUCCUGGGCUGUCAAGCGGUUGCGAACGGAGCGGAGUACUUUGUUACCUAUUGGGUCAACAUGGAGCAAGAUUACGCCGAAAAAAUCGGAAAACAACUUACGAAUGCCACACUUUACAAUAGUACUUCUGAAAUAGCCAGAGAUCAAAUUUUUUACAUUUACGCGGGUCUGACAGCCGGAACUAUUGCUGUGGCAGUGCUAAAAUCGAUUUACUUCAUGGUGUUUUUCACACUAGCGUCGACGAAUCUCCACAACUUUAUAUUUUCGAAGAUCAUUCGAGCAAAGAUGCGUUUUUACAACACAAAUUCGUCGGGCAGAAUCUUGAAUAGGUUCUCCAAAGAUAUGGGCAACAUUGACGAGUAUAUUCCUUCGGUGCUUGUCGAUGUAAUCGAGGUGGCGCUGUUAUUGGCUGGGACCGUGAUAUUAACCUCCAUUGUGGAACCAUUGCUGCUGAUUCCGUCAUUUGGUCUUAUGGCUACAUUUUACUCUUUGCGUCUAGUUUAUAUCGAGACGAGCAGAAACGUCAAACGCAUCGAAUCUAUCACCAAAAGUCCAGUGUUCGGUCACAUGGCAGCAUCUGUCCAAGGGUUGAGUACCAUAAGAGCGUUUGGUGCACAGGAGCUGCUCAUUAAGGAGUUUGACGAGUUGCAGAACAGACACAACGCGGCAUGGUUUCUGUUCAUCGCUUCCAGCAGAUGUUUCGCUUUUUGGUUAGAUCUUUUCUGCAUUCUAUUCAUUGCCGUCGCAACUUUUUCCUUAUUAGCUCUUAAUAAAGGUAGAUUACCUGUGAUAAAAGAAAGUAUCGCAUUAAAAAAUAUAUAUUUCGCAGUUGUUCACGGUGGAGAUAUUGGUCUGGUCAUAACGCAGUACUUGGGUCUCACUGGUUCCCUGCAGUGGGGAAUGCGCCAGUGGAGUGAAUUGGAAAACCAGAUGACGUCACUGGAACGAGUGUUGGAAUACACCAAGUUGGAAAGUGAACCCGAAAGGAGCGAAGAAACGUCAAUUCCGGCAGAUUGGCCUCAGCACGGCGCCGUGCAGUUCAAGUGCGUCAGGCUCAGGUACAGCGAAAAAGAUCCCUACGUACUUAAAGGGCUGAAUUUCGUGGUGCGCCCUCAGGAGAAAGUGGGGAUUGUCGGCAGGACGGGAGCGGGAAAAUCGUCCACAAUAUCCGCCCUCUUUCAACUGUAUGAUAUUGAGGGUAGUAUCGUUAUUGAUGGGAUUGACACCACCACAUUGCCAUUGGAGAAGGUGCGGUCCAGGUUAUCUAUUAUUCCACAGGAACCCGUACUGUUUUCUGGUACUAUGCGUAAAAACCUGGACCCGUUCGAAGAAUACAGCGACGACGUAUUGUGGGAUGCCUUGGCCCAAGUUGAACUGAAAGACAUGAUCUGCCAUUUGCCAGCCGGACUAAAUUCGAAUGUUUCGGAGGGCGGAACGAAUUUCAGCGUCGGUCAGCGACAGUUGGUAUGCCUCGCCAGGGCACUAAUCAGGAACAACAAAAUUCUGGUGUUGGAUGAGGCAACAGCAAACGUCGACCCCCACACUGACGCUCUUAUUCAGACUACAAUCAGAAAUAAGUUUGGAAACUGUACAGUUUUUACUAUCGCCCACAGGCUGCACACUGUCAUGGAUUCGGACAAGAUACUCGUAAUGAGUGGAGGAAGUGUGAUCGAAUUCGACCAUCCAUACAUUCUAUUAAAGAAGGAGGGCGGAAUUUUGAGAAAACUGAUUGAAGAUACGGGAAAAAGCAUGUCUAGAACGUUGGAGAAUAUUGCCAAAGAGAAUUUCCUAAGAGGUCAGGUGGAAUGAGCCCGAAAAGAGUUGUGGAAUUUAUAACCUGUUCUCAAUGAUUCACAAUAAUAAUGGUUACUCGAAAUAGGGUCAAUUAUGAGGCUUUAACUAGAUACUUAAAUUGAAAUAUAUAAAUGUAUCUUACGUGUAUGGAUCCCAUACACAUUUAUUUUUUGAACCAUUAAGACAACUUGAAACUUUAGAAAUCCGAUUGGGAUUUCAAGAUACGCCAUCUGGUAGUCAAAUGUUAAAUCAUUCGGUAGUACAAUGAGAUUAUUAAUUUAUUAUUAUUUUAGUGGACGUUUUGUCACUGUUGAGACUUAAAACAUUAAGUUCAGAAGUAUUUAAUUUAUUUCUUCAAUCUAAGUUUUGGGUCGCAAGAAAGUUUGCUGUGUGGAGUGAAAAAUUCUAUAUUAAAAUGUAAAAGAAAUGCUGAAAUAUGAAAUCUUUUUAGCACUUGUUUCAAGGCAACCUAGACAUACAUAUAUAAAUAUAUAAAGUAUUUUCUAUGAUUUAAGUUUUACCAUGCAAAAUAACAUGCCCUGCAUUAAAAACAUCUCCCUCUAUAAUACACCAACAAUCACUUAAAAUAAUUGAAUACGCAAAUGAAUUUCGUACUUAAAACAACUGAAUUUUUGUACCAUUUGCAUACUUACCAACUUUCAAUUAAAAAACUCCAUCAAAAGAAAACUUUUCUUAUUUGUCCUUUUUUUCUUAUACACAGUAAAUAACCGUUUAAACAAAAAUUGAAUUAUAUAAUACGCCCAUAAUGUUCCUUGCUUCCAAUAUCGCACCGGUAUUCAAUUGGGCUUAAUAUUAGCAGUGGCAUUUUUCCUAAAAAUAAAUCAUUGCCAAAAAUCAUUUAAAAUAGUUGACUUUGAAACUAAAUUUUAUUGUUAUUUAUUUAUUAUAAAAUUAACAAAUUGCCUCAAAAAUAAACUUUUUAUAUCUGUUUCUUCUUAUUUCUAUUUUAUCUUUGCUUUUACCGUAUAAAUAACAGCAGGUUAUGUUUCAAUGUACUACCUUUUACCACGACUACUACUACUACUUUUUGAGAUUAUUUUGGCAACUUUUAAUUGCAAAAUUUGGAUUUAAAACUUGUCUAUACCAGAAUUUCAUUCUAUUAUUUAAGUCAUGUCAAAUUUUAUUUACACUAAUCAUCCAAGGAUUAAAACGACAAUAACUAAAGUUUCUUAUCAUAACUUCAAGAAUACUUACAUGCAACAUGUAAUACAAGUAAAAACAACAAUCAUGUUGGACACAAAAAAUAUUCAGAAGGCAACUUGUUAUCCAGAAGCAGUUACUACUGAAAAACUGAUCCUCGUCAUUUUAUAAAUAAUAAUUAAAUAUCACAGAAGUGCUAAAAAAAGCACAAAUAUAUUUUUUUAAUAAUUUAUUUUUAAAACGAAAUAAUACGUGAUGCCUAAUAAAUAAUAUUAUAAAUUAAAAAAUAUUUUAUUGGUAUAGUCACAUUUCAAACUACUUUUCGAAUAGCUUAAUUCUAAGUUCCAUCCAGUUUGUAGAAAAUCAGUUAGGGCUGCAGCUACAAUGUCGACGUUGUCAACGUAAAAAAAAUGUUUUAUCACAUUGCCAAAAUUUUAAAUGGAUAUCUCGCAAAAUUGGGCUUACUCAGAGACACUAACCUUUUUAUUACUUGCAACUGUGUAGUUAUCGAUUUUAUUAUAAUAAUGUUAUUGGUGCUUGCAUCGAUUUUUGUACAAUAUUUUUGAUAAUUUUAAAUAAAAUAUGUAAAACCGUAUAUCAAAUAAAUCAAAAAAUUAUGUUUUUAUUUUCAUUUUUUAAUAUGUGCAUAUCCUUACUUUCUGAAAAAUAGAACACAUUUUUUUUCUUCUCUCUAGUUUAAAAUCGGUGAUUAUGCUGAUCAAGCGUGCGGAAAAUGUCAUUUUAAGACAGCACCUUCUGUUACCCAUAAUUAUGAACCAAUUAGGACGAUUGUCGUGUUAUUGUGACAGAUUUUUUCCGAUUUCCGAUACUUUAGUCAGGGAUAUGCCACCAAUCAUAUUUUUUCGAUUGAUUUUGACAGGUCAUACGCCACUCGGUGAAUGUAUUCGUUGCAAGUAAAAACAACAAUCAUCUUGGGCAUAAAAAAUAUUCAGAAAGCAACUUAUCAUCCACAAGCAGUUGCUAUUGAAAAACUGAUUACAAUAGUUGCUAUUUAUAAAUAGAAAGAAAACUAACCAGGGGCGUAAUAGUUAUUUAAA
Molecule: messenger RNA, 6840 nt
Organism: Cylas formicarius (sweet potato weevil)
Lineage: Eukaryota; Metazoa; Arthropoda; Insecta; Coleoptera; Brentidae
Product: probable multidrug resistance-associated protein lethal(2)03659
Exons: 12
Coding region: 653-4636 (1327 amino acids)
Biological process (GO): transmembrane transport
Cellular component (GO): membrane
Molecular function (GO): ATP binding; ABC-type transporter activity; ATP hydrolysis activity
Source: RefSeq, a predicted model, not a curated record